Pygocentrus nattereri (red-bellied piranha) is the source of this 9622-nucleotide messenger RNA. RefSeq lists its product as uncharacterized. The record is from RefSeq and is a predicted model, not a curated record. Lineage: Eukaryota; Metazoa; Chordata; Actinopteri; Characiformes; Serrasalmidae. Gene Ontology annotation, biological process: negative regulation of transcription by RNA polymerase II; regulation of cytokine production; regulation of immune system process. The transcript is spliced from 5 exons. The coding region runs from base 223 to 8388 and encodes 2721 amino acids.
CAGGGAGCAGUGGGAGGAAGCACGGUGAGGCGCGGGGACGGUCGCCGCUCAGAGGGCGGAUUAGAGACGGAGAACGACUUCCAGCGCAGAGAGGAGCUGCUGGGGAGAGAGAGGCGACGGCGCCGGGGACAGACGGGCCCUCCUGAGUGGAGGACUGAACCGCCGAGCUGCAGCGCAAAUGGAAAUUAAAAGUUAGGCCAUACCACCCAGGUUUGUGUAAGUAUGAAUGACAAGUUCCCGCCAUGGAAUGCCCAGCGAGGGUACAGCCACGGAAAGGCAUAUGGGUCUGAUACACUACAGAAAUGCCAAGGAUUGGAUAACGCUAAUGAUGUUUCUCCACAUUGUGGAGAAGCAACAACUGAUGGAAAUUAUGAGGAACAAUCAAGAGACUUCUCCCGUACCAGUUGGCCGCAGACAUCUCAGCAUGAGGGGACCGACAUGAGAGGCAUCCAGUCUGUUGGGCAUGCAUCAUCAUACACAUCUAGUGCCUCAAAUGCUUUUUCUUCUGAUGGCCAGGGAAUUCCUUCAGGAAUAGUAAAUUAUCCAUAUUACCGAGUCAGCCCACACCCCAUGAGAUCCAAUAUGGGACACAUUACAGAACAUUAUGGAGAAGGAACUGCAAAAGAGAUGAGAAAGAGAGACCAUUUUAUCAACGACAGUUUAGCUGCUGCAUCAACCAAUGCAUCAAAUACAUUGGUUCAAGAAACGGAACUGGAAAAAAACAGCUCUUCUAACUGGACAUCUGUGAUUAAAGAAGCUUUAGAAAUGAGUAAUGGUGUAGGAUUGGAACAGGAUGUAUCCUGUGGAACAUCAGUGGUUUAUGAGGAAGCACAGAGUGAGACAAGAGGAACAGAACUUCUGAAGGACCACUUUGACCCUGUAGAUUGCCAAAGUCAAAAUGACCAUGAGAACUGCAAGACAGAAGAAAUGAUUGGUGCUCAAGAUUCAUCAGUUAUUGUCUUAUUUGAUGGGAUGAAAAUCACUCCUAUUAAAUCAAGUCAAGAUCUUCAACAGAGGGAGGUAAAUUCCUUGAAUGAUGGCUUUUCUGUGAAUGACAAGGUACACAAAAAGACUUCUUGUGGGACAACUGAGCAGUGCUCAUCACUGGGAUUUUAUAAUACCACUGAGAUUUGCUCUUUAGAGCAACAUGCACCUACAAAACAGAAAUCAGUUUCAGGUUUUACAAUUAGAUCCUGUUUGUCAGAUAAUUUAAGUACAAUCAGAACUAAUGUGGAAAAGCAGUCUGAAAAUUUAGUUGAACUUGUGUCCACGGUUCCUUCUACCUCAUUAGACAUAACAGGGAACAGAGAGGGCACAUUAUCACCAGCUGUUUCCCAACUGAGACAGAUUUCCAAAGAACAUGCUGAGUCUUACAAAAAUUACAGAAGGUAUGUGGACAGCCAGACUAAGCUUUGUGAAGACUAUUGUUCUAAAGGUAACAAUGCAAUACUCCCUAGAAUUUUCAAUGUGCCUGGUAAGAAUUUGAAGCCCAGUAUGACCCAGAGACCAAUCUUUCAAUCAAAUGUACCAGAUAAUAUCAGUCAGACUGGUCAGCAUGAAUGGGCUGGAUCAGAAAUGAAAUUAAAUUUUACUAUUACAGAAAAUCAAAAACCAGUUGUGGCACAAAAUGAAUUGGUGGUGAUGGAAGAAAACUGGUCCUCAAACAUAACUGAGGGAACAAAUACAGAUGACGGCCAAAAUUUCCCCUUAAAACUUAAUGUUCAAAAUGAGAAGUCUAACACAGUUAGGCGGUGUGCCUUUACCGGUACCUCUGCUGAGCCAAGCUCUGUAUGUUCUUCUACCCCUGUCAGUCAGCUAGAGAACUUUGUGCAUAACCUUUACAAGGAGAUCCUUCCUACCCCUACACUGAAAUCUCUGCAGCCCUUUCACAUCCGAACAGACACUACAAAGGAGACUGCAACUAAAUGUGAAGAUUCUGAUCUACCACCUAGACAAGAGCAAUCCUUAAACAUGGCAUCAAAUGCUGAAUGUACACUAACAAAACAAACUAGAUCAACAUCCAGAACUGCCUGCUUUGCUGUUCGAAGUCCUCAGAAGGACUUGGUGAAAAACCAAGUGAAGCCAAACAAAUGGGAAAAAACAGGUAAUGGUUUUAGUACUCAGGAAGCUUCUACUUUUCAAGACUCAGCUGCUGAGCCAGGAGACUUGGCCUCUGACAAAGUACCUCCCACAAAGGCAGCUGGAAAAGAUUGUUUAACCUCACCAAAACCUUAUAAGAAACAACCUCAACAUGAUUCCACGCCCUCGUUUACCUCAGAAAAUGUCUCUCAAAACUCACAAAAUGCUUUAAAAAAGCAGAAGACACCAAGUAAAAGAAAAGCUUUAGAUGGUGAGGCAUUAACUUGUCAUACACAAAAGAGAACCUGUGAAAUCGGUAAUUACAGUCCUAUAACUAACCUUGAGAACGUACCAUCGGAAGGCCUUACUAAGGAAGUUAACACUACUGAUGUUUCACAGUGCACAAGGGAAAAGCAAAAGAAACCAGAAAACAGUUGCGGCUCACUGAAGAAAUCAUCACACCUGCUGGAGGAGCAACCCCUUGGCUUAUAUAAUGUGGUUAAGAUGCCAACUGCAAAACAAGAGUGCAGUCCUAUUGCUUUGACUGAAAAAGAGGAAAGUAAUGCAGAUCUGCCAGAAACUGCCAGAAGCCAAAUUGUGUCCCAACAAGAAGAUUGUCUUCCACUAAUCUCAACAUCUGCUGCACAGAAGUCUGUAAAAGCAAAAGCACAUGCAACAAAAUUUACAAACAAAACAACUAAAGAUGUAACUUUGGAGGAUGAUCCUCUUUCCUGUGAGCCAGCAGAUUCCAUUUUAACCUCUGAGAAUAGUGAUUUACGCCCAAGGAAUACCAGCAUGAAAUUUAAGAAAACUAAGAAUUCCAAAAUAAAAAACAAAACUGCGGCAUUAGGCUGUGUUCAUAAAUGCCCAGCUCUAUCAACAGACAAACUCUCAUCUUUUGGUCUUUUUGAAGAUGUUAACGCAACCCAUGAAAUUCAGAAUUCAGGAUCUAAAAGCUACAUUAGAAGAUGUUCAGAUGAAGAUGUUAGUAUUGAUGCAAAAAGCAAAGCUGAUGACCAGAAUUCUCUUCAGGAGCCAGUGCAGCAGAAUGCAAAAGCAGAUAUAAUAGAAACUUACGGAACACCUGAUGCUUGUUUGUCCAUGGAUAUUGUGUUUCCCAGAGAAUUAGACAAUACAUUUCAGCUUGUGUCUGACAUUAAAACUGAACCAAUGGAAGUCAGAAACUAUCUGAAGAAGCUAAGGAAACGAAAAACUACCUCUGAAAACCACUCUCUUGUUUGUAAGAGUACAAAAAAUGUGAAGCUAGAGUCUGAUAUUUAUCCUCAAGGCUGCCGUGAUUUGCCUGUUACUCAUUUUGAAAAUGUGUCAGAUUUUCUAGAGAAAGGAACAGUUUCAGUCAAAAUAGAAGAAACCCUUGAAGAUGGUUCCCCCAGUCUUGCUAAGAAUGAUCUUAAAAUGGUUAAUCUCAAGAGCAUUAAAGCUCAUGUUUUAAAGAGGAAAAGAGCUCGCCGCCCCUUGAGAAAGAGGAAGCUAAUGAAAUUAGCCAAACCAUUAUCGGAAGCCCUGAAUACUGAAACUAUAACUGCUAAAGGUUUGCAGAAAAUCUCUCAAAAUGUUGUUCCUGGAGAUUUAAUGAAGACUGAUGUGAACUUUGUGAAAACACAGAUGGAGUCUUCCGUGGAUUCUUCUAGAAAAUCAUGCUGUGCAAGACAAAGUAACUCCUGUUCCAGUAUCCAGACCCGUUCUACUGUCAACCUGGUGCUGGAGGACCCGUGUGAGAGUCCUGAACAGAAGCAGACAAUUCUCUCUCAUCCAGUAACUAGGGAGACUAUGGAUAAUCACACUAGCAUCUCUAACUGUAAAAGUUCCAGUAGUGAUGGACAUAAGUCACGAAGAAGACAGCCAAAGAAGCAGAGACGAUCUGCACGAUCAAGGACAAAUACAGCGCAAACAGCCUUAAUUUGCAAAGCUGAAAAAACAGAGCUUGAGAGUCCUGAACAGAAGCAGACAAUCCUUUCUCAUCCAGUAGCUACCAGGGAGACUGUGGAUAAUCACACUAGUAUCUCUAACUGUAAAGGUUCCAGCAGUGCUGGGCAGAAAUCACAAAGAAGACAGCCAAAGAAGCAGAGACGAUCUGCACGAUCAAGGACAAAUGCAGCGCGAACAGCCUUAGUUUGUAAAGCUGAAAAAACAGAGCUUGAGCCUGUGAACGUUUCAAAAAGGAGUAGGUCCGUGUCUCCUGUGGAGAAUAAUAUCCCACCCCUUCAAAUCUCAUAUCUUUCUGCAAGUACAGCUAGUGCAGAAAAUGAAACUGCAGUUGUGGAACCCACAAAUCUGAUGAAACAGAAGAUUAGCCAGACGUGCAGGAAAAGGACAUUAUCAAAAAUUGGGUUACAAAAUUACUCUCCAGAACAGAGGGUUACUUCUAAGAUGGUAAACAGUCUGCAAGCUCUUCCUGUUCAUGCAAAAAAAGGAGGCAAGAUGUCCAAAACGCAGUUAUCAAACGUCAACAUAUCAAGUUUGAGAUACUCCAGAAGACUGUCAAGGUUUACCCCAGGCGAAGUCAGAAGUCUUCAAAAACCUGGUAACAGUGCAGCAGAUGACAGCAUUUCAUCAAAGUGUCAUUCAGUUUUAUUGUGUGAAGUGCGCCGCAAAAGCAGAAGAAGAAAAAAUAGAAAGCACAAUAAGAAGAAAAGUGUUCAAAUCAGAUCAAACACCAAUGAAUCUUUGCCUAAGAGUAGCUGUGAUAUUAUGGACAACUGUCUCCUAACUUCGACAUGUGAGGAAAAAGACCAAAAGACAAACGAAGAUAGUUCAUUGGAUUCUCUUGCACUGUGUGGCCACCACCUAAAAGUAUCCGAGGGAAAAGUAAUACAGGUAGCAACACGCAUCCUUCCCAGGACAAUGAAACUCAAGCGUGAAAAGGAUCAAGGUAUGGUUGCAGACACAAAACUAUUGGAGAAUAGCUCAGAGACACUGGCUAACAAUGGAGAAAUGUCAGAGGAAAAAUUUGGCCAGCUAAGUCUUAUGUUAAAGCAACCACCUUCAAUGAUUCAAUGUGGAGAAAGUCCAGGUGUAAAGGCAGAAUUAAAAAAUAAGAGGAAAAUGUCAAAAAAGAAGGCUGAACAAGUUUCCAAGAGGAUGGAAUUGAGCCAGGAAGCAAAAGGUUUGCAACUGGAUUCAAGUAAAGACUUAGGCUGCUUUGAAAGACCUCUCAAAAUGGGUAUAGCCAAUGGGGAACAGCAAUCAGCAAAUGUUUUUCGUGCAGUUAGCAGCAAGAUGCUACUGAGUACAGCAGUUGAAGAAGCCCACUUUGCUUUGUCCACUGCCUUAUCUUCUAAGUCAGAGAACAAGGACAUAAAGGGGAGAGAAAGCAAGAAAAAGACAAGAUGGCAUGAAAAGAAGAAAGACGCUUCCAGCACUGAAUCAAAUCGUGGUGAUGCUUUUGAAUUAUCUCUGAAGUCCUCUGCUAAUACCAUAGGGUUCCAUCCCAGCAAGAUCGGUGAUGCAAUUUGUGAUGAUAACAUAAAGGAAGAAAAGUAUGAGAAGGUUGUGACUGAUACAAGUAUCAGAGCAUCUGAUCUGGAAGUACUAGCAAGGGAUGUUACAGUUGAAAAUGCUGGACUUAAGGCUGCUAGUGAGGGCACUUCACCUAAUUUUGGAGAUCAAAACACAGGUGGGUUUAUACAGUAUUUUAAAGACUUUAUAGCCACUCUAAACAUAGGCACAUGUGCAGUAGAUGAUGCUGCUGAACAUAAGAAAGCGGGAUCCCUACCAAGAGAAUUGGCAAAGAAAUUUAUCAUCUGUAAGUACUGUGGUCAGUCUUUCCGUCAUAUCUCAGCAUACACUGUUCAUCAGCGUAUUCAUACUGGUGAAAAACCUUACAGAUGCAAACUUUGUGGCAAGAACUUUGCUCACCUUUCCAAACUCAAAUCUCAUAGAAAAAACCAUACACAGCCAGAAGCUCUGCGUUGCCCAUGCUGCAGCAAAACAUUCUCCCGAAAACAGAAUUUUGUAUCCCAUUUUAAGAUCCACUUACAGGAGACAAAACAGAAGAAUGGGCCUGACAGAGACAUGAAAUGCAAAGAUUCUGCCCCUUUAACUUCUCCCUUCAGAGAUGACACAAGCCUCCUUUGUGAAAUUUGUGACAAAAACUUUACCAACAAAUUUAUGUUAAAAAUCCAUAUGCAUAUGCAUGAUGGAAAGAGUCUGUCCUGCACAACCUGUGGAAAGAAAUUUCAGGAAUAUUCAAACCUUCAGGUCCAUGAGAAAACCCAUUGGCUUGUGAAACCAUAUGCCUGCUCCAUUUGUGGUAAAGUGUUUAAACAACUCAAGGCACUGAAAAAGCACUCUCAGGGCCACACAGGGGAGACUCCUUUCUCCUGUUCUCACUGUGGCUGUGCUUUCCAUGACCUCUCUGCACUACGAGUGCAUCAGGUAUUCAAGCAAUGUGCUGUAAAUGGAAAAAUAAAUGGGGGCAACUGUGACAAUGAGGGCUUCCUAGUCAGUCAAGGAAUUGAUAGUCAAGUAAAUACACCAGUUUUCUUCAAAUGCCAGAUAUGCAAACUGCUUUGUCGAAAGUGGUGCCAGUAUACUCUUCACCUGGAAACCCACACAAAAGCUCCACCGUAUCUCUGCUUUACUUGUGGGCAGAGUUAUGCGAAGGAUUCUGACAUUAGCAUUCAUUGUAAGAUUUGCUGUCAGUCAAGCGGGGAAGAAGUGGCUUGUCGUGCAUCAAUUUCUGAAAUCUUCUCCGGUGACACCCAAAAAUAUACUUCCUCUCUGAAUACUUCAACCCUUAACCCUCAUUCUGUAAAGAAUUGCAAAACCAAAAACAAUUCAUUGUCAAAUGAAAGUCACUCUCAGGAUUCACAAGCUUCUGCUAAUCUGCAAUGGACAGAACGCCUUAAUCCUCAUGAGUUCAUUGAGGCUUCAUUGUUGCCUGAAACUAAUGUUGCUGAGUUACCCAUUCAUCUGCAUUCAGGUUCCCCAUCACCCACACCUGAGAUCACUUGUGUCUCCUUAAACGACUCUCAGGAAUGCAUUGAAAUCUCACCAAGGCUUGGGAAAUUUGAAUGCCCACGUUGUGGUCAGCAAUAUGAACAAUACAGGACUUUACAUGCUCACAUGCAGACACAUGCCCAUGGUUAUAGAUAUGUUUGCGGACCAUGUGGGCAGUCAUUUGAGCGGUGGAAUAGACUUUGGUUGCACCAAAGGAUUCAUCGUAGGAAACGCCGGUUCUAUUCUUGUUCACAGUGCAACCUCCAAUUUCGCUUCAUUGGUUCAUAUAAAGGGCAUAUGCUGGACCAUGCAGGGCAGAGACCUUUCGCUUGUCCUGUCUGUCCUGAAACCUUUGUCCAUGGAGAAGCAUUGCAUGCUCACCAGUGUGAAUUUCAUCAGUUCUCAAAAAUCUUACAGUGUGAUGUUUGUGGAAAGACCUUCAGUAAUUUGAGAAACUUGCUUAAGCACAGUCGUCUACACAAUGGUGUAGUUUCUCACCAGUGUCUUGCAUGCAAGCUGUCCUUCACAAACAGCAAAAUCCUACAGGAACAUCUGAAAUCUCACCAGAAUAAGCUUGGACUUCCCCUCCCUGAUAUUCCAUCACAGCCUUUGGCAUUUUUGCACAAGUGCAAGAAAUGUGAGGCCUGCUUUUCAACAGGUGAUCUACUCUAUGCUCACCAGAUUUGUCAUUUCGGAGGUCAGUUGUGUCCUACUCAUAUCAACAAAUCUACCUCGUCUGUGUUUGAGGGGAGCUCUCAACCUCACACAGAAUCCCCAUCUCAUUCUACUACCAGGCCUCUGUUAUCCACUCUUAACCUUGAUACUAUUCCAAAUGAUGAGCGCCUUUAUACUUACCCCCACCCAGACAAGCUUUAUGUGAUGCCUAGCCUGUCAAGAACACGUCUCCCGCUCAUUAAUUUGGACUCCGAUGAGGAGGAGAACACACAGCCAGCAAGUAGUGACCAAGCUUCUGCAAACAUUAGCAUGUCUGGAAGUGAAGGGCAAAGAAUACCAGAAAGUACUCAAGACUUUUCUGAGACUAAUACCACACAUCUACCUCAGGCUUUGGAAAGCCCAGAAUCUAGUCUUCAGUCUCAGUCCACUGAAUGCAUGCCAGCACCUUGCACAAUAACCAGUAAUGUUGAGAACAAAGUUAGUCACGAUUCUGUGACUCAGACAGAUAAUUUUGUGGAAACUAGUGUGUUCCUAGAGGACCCAACCACCACUGCAAACAGAGAACAAAAUGAGGAGCUGGAAGAGAGUUUUGAAUGUGCUGACUGUUCCUAUAGGGCAAACAGUCUUCUGGGAUUACAUGAACACUAUUUUUUACAUGCUUUUGGGAAUUAGUUACCUACACAACUUCCUCAGACAGAUGAGAGUAGUUGUAUGUUAGCAGUAUUGUUCAUAUGCCACUUUUGGUUGGAAAUGCAGCCUACUGUAGGAAAACGGGAUGUCUUGUUUUUUCAGUAGGGGCAGUAUUGAGUUGCUGAACCUUAGCAAGUAUCUUUCAAAACGGAAAUCGGUCAUGUUUUGUGCUAAAUAAGGUUUCCAUAUUUAUUUAUGGAUCUUAGCAUGCAUUACGAAACACCUUUUAAUCUGACACAGGACAUGUUUUACUCUCGUAUGGUUAAACACAAAACAAUGUAAUUCACUUUUACAAGCAUAUGGCUUUAUUAUGCAGAGCUAGGGCUUAACGAUUUGUGUAAAAUAACUAGUUGUGAUUUGUCCGAUCAUUAUUGUGAUUGCUAUUGAAAUAUUUUUUUCCUGCUAAAUUAAACUCCUGGCCUUUUUUCCCGCAGCUAAAAAAAACUGCACAUCAAUUUAUGCCAGCUUGAACGCUGAAUGUAGUGUGCCAGUCGAAGCUCUGUGUUGUUAAGGUUAAAUUUGUCCACUUAAGACGAUUGUGAAUAACAUAGGAUAUAAUUGCAAUUGCAACCCUUGCAAUUUGGAAAUGGUACCUUUUUCAAAUUUAGUUUCGAUAUAAAAUUUAUCGUUUAGCCCUGUGUAGAACUUUGUGCCUCACUACUGUGUGAUGUCUUAACCCAGUGUGUUCUUAAAACAUGAAGUGCAUUAUCAGUUUCAGUACUGAGCAGUUUUAACCUGUGCCUUCACAAAGUUUAUCUUGAAGUGAUACAUUUAAGAAACGGUCUACAUAGUUCUACAGUCUGUUUGCAUAUCGUGACUCUUAUUGUAGUCAAUGGACCUGUAAAUAUUGUCACAAACCUGCACUAGAAAACCUUUACUAAAAAGUUAGUUUGUAUUAGUUUUUUAUACUUUUUUUUCCUUCUUAACACUUUAUGGGUGAAUACUGUAUCAGUAAUAUAACUUUAGCCAUUUAUGGAUAAAUGGAUAGAAGCAGGGAAAGUUCAUGCAAGAUAAAAUGGACACAAGCAUUGCUGUAGUUUGGAGUUUGUUUAUAUGUACUGUACAUGAUCAUUUUGGGAACACUGACAGCUUUCUUUGAAAAUUCUAUACAGUAGGUUUAUUUUUCAAGAAAAACAUUUAAAAAUUUUCUGAAACAAACUCUUUUACAAUGUUUUUUUAAAGGCCUUUAAUAAAACCCUAUCUGUAAUACCCAGUA